This is a messenger RNA of Calliphora vicina (urban bluebottle blowfly), 537 nucleotides long. It is a transcript of the gene RpS26, whose product is annotated as ribosomal protein S26. Gene Ontology annotation, molecular function: mRNA binding; structural constituent of ribosome. Gene Ontology annotation, biological process: translation. Gene Ontology annotation, cellular component: cytosolic small ribosomal subunit; ribosome. Lineage: Eukaryota; Metazoa; Arthropoda; Insecta; Diptera; Calliphoridae. The record is from RefSeq and is a predicted model, not a curated record. Bases 146 to 487 code for a protein of 113 amino acids. The transcript is spliced from 3 exons.
CAGCCCAGCAAAUUUGACAGACACGUGCUAAAAAGCAAUUUAGUACAAUAAUUGGUUGGGUUAUAUCAACUCUGUCAACUACAUCUAACUUCGCUUCGUACAUUUCUUUCUUUUUCGUUCUUCCGGCCAAAGAAGACAAAUCAAAAUGACUAAAAAACGCCGUAAUGGGGGACGUUGCAAGCACAAUAGAGGACACGUUAAGGCUGUCCGUUGCACAAACUGUGCCAGAUGUGUCCCCAAGGAUAAGGCAAUCAAGAAGUUUGUAAUCCGUAACAUUGUCGAAGCUGCUGCUGUCCGUGACAUCUCUGAAGCUUCCAUUUGGGAUUCUUACAUUCUACCAAAAUUGUACGCAAAGUUGCACUACUGUGUGUCAUGCGCAAUCCACUCUAAGGUCGUAAGAAACAGAUCCAAGGAGGCACGUCGCAUUCGUACUCCUCCAGUCAGAACUUUCCCUAAGGAUAUGCAACGUAACCAACCCAGAAAGUAAAUCUACUGUAUAAGCAUAUUAAACAAUAAAUGCUAAAUGCGUAAAAAAAA